Oreochromis aureus is the source of this 1006-nucleotide messenger RNA. RefSeq names its product H-2 class II histocompatibility antigen, A-U alpha chain-like. NCBI's taxonomy places the organism in Eukaryota, Metazoa, Chordata, Actinopteri, Cichliformes, Cichlidae. Gene Ontology annotation, cellular component: MHC class II protein complex; membrane. Gene Ontology annotation, molecular function: MHC class II protein complex binding. The coding region runs from base 133 to 903 and encodes 256 amino acids. The transcript is spliced from 4 exons. The record is from RefSeq and is a predicted model, not a curated record. Gene Ontology annotation, biological process: peptide antigen assembly with MHC class II protein complex; positive regulation of T cell activation; immune response.
AACCGGUUAGACUGCUCUAUUACCAUCAGUGGUCAUGUGCUAAGAAGGUGUAGCCGGGCUUUAUUGUUAACUGACCCUGAAAGACAUCAUAGCUUGCACUUUGUUCGGUUUGGACCAGCGCGGGAAUUUCCGAUGAUGGUCACCUGCAGCUCACACAUGAGGCGCUCUGCUCUCGUAAUCCUGCUGCUCAACAGCUUCUGUGUCUUCUCUCAAAUUUCACAUGAAAUUACCUAUGUCGUGGCCUGCUCUGAUGAUGGGAGAACUGAGGCACAGUUGGAAUUUGAUGCUGAGGAGCUUUUGUAUACAGAUUUCGAGAGACACGAAGUUGUAUACACGGUGCCCCGGUAUUUUAUAUUUAACCCAAGUGAAACAUUUCAGGAUUUGAAUGUAUAUAACAAUGCACUCAAAGCCAAGAGAGCAUGUCCAGCACUUCUGUCAUACUGGACAGUAGAGGAGAAAAAUCCACCUGAAGUUAAAGACCCCCCUGAGAGCAUGCUUUACCCUGCAGAUGAAGUCGAGCUGGGAGUUGAAAACAGUCUGAUCUGCUUUGUGAAUUACUUUUAUCCACCUUCCAUCAAUGUCAGCUGGACCAAAAACGGCCAUCCAGUGUCUGAGGGGGUGUCGCUCAGUCGGUAUUUUCCCAAUAAAGAUCAAACCUUCCACCAGUUCUCAACUCUGGUGUUCACCCCGAGCGAGGGCGACAUUUACAGCUGCACCGUGGCGCACUCGGCACUGGAGACACCCCAAACAAGAAUCUGGGAAACAGAAAUAAUGAAAAGCCAUGAAAGUCCUGGACUGGAUGUUUUCUGUGCAGUGGGCCUGACUCUGGGUCUGCUGGGAGUCGCAACGGGAACAUUUUUAAUUGUCAAAGGACUUGAAAACAAAAAAAUGUCUCAAUCUUAGAGAGAUUAUAUGCAUGAAAAUCACACAAAUAAACACAACAAAACUGGGGCACAAAGUCAUGGAUCACUCAAUAAAGAAUUCAACAUUUAGGUCAGUCUAAAGG